Molecule: messenger RNA, 1059 nt
Organism: Lactuca sativa (garden lettuce)
Lineage: Eukaryota; Viridiplantae; Streptophyta; Magnoliopsida; Asterales; Asteraceae
Product: protein FAR1-RELATED SEQUENCE 5-like
Molecular function (GO): zinc ion binding
Source: RefSeq, a predicted model, not a curated record
AUGGUGGUGGUGGUUGUAGCAACAUGGCAGAUUGUGGUGGUGGUGACUUGUUGUAGGCAAUGGAGAUCUGAUAUUGAAGUUAUGGAUGAUUUGGAUAUGCAUGACAUCGAAAACAAUCAUCUCGAUGAAGAAAAUCACCAGUUCGGUUCUACUGAUUCAGAGAUUCUUCAUAACGAGAAAAAUCAAUCGGAAACCCAAGUAACAGUUAUGUAUGAUUUAGAUAUGAAUGACAUCGGAAAUGAUCAUUACGAUGAAGAAAAUCAUCAAUUCAGCUCUGGUGAUUCAGAGAUUCUGCAUAAUGAUGGAAAUCAAUCGGAAAUCCAAGUUCAAAGUGACAAUGUUGCAGCACAAUAUGGCUCUUGCAAACAAUUCAUUGGAGCUGAUGGAUAUGCAUUAAGAUCUGGUUUUGAUAUUAGAAAAUCAACAGAGAGGAAAAAGAGUGGAAUCACAACUUCGAAAUAUUUUAUAUGCAAUAGAGGUGGAUUGCCAAACACUUCUACCAUAGACAGAAUUAGUGAUGAUCAUAACAAGCAAUUGAGAAAUAGUAAUUGUAAACGCACAAAUUGCAAAGCUUUUGUUGCAUUCAAAGCUAUACCACAUUCUUCAGAAGUUUACCUGUGGCGCUUUCAACAACAACACAACCAUAAAUUGAUCAAUCAAGAUUGUAUGCAUCUUUCAAGAGCUAAACGUCAGUUGAAUGUUGUUGAUCAAGCUUUUAUACAUAAGCUUUCGAGUGCAAAGGUGGGGGCAACUACAGCAUAUAGGCUAAUGUGCGUUAUAAAAGGAGGAUGUGAAUUUGUUGAUGGACUAGAGAUAGAUUGGAAAAUUUUUACAAGGGAUAUAAAUUGUCACAUCGGGGGCACUGAUGCAAAUUUGUUGAUUACAAAGCUUCAGAAUCGUAAAGAGAAUGUUACAAAUUUUACAUACGAAUACAGAUGUGACAAGAAGCAGUUAAAUGCUCUCUUUUGGGCUGAUGACACUUCAAAACAAAACUUUGAGUUAUUUGGGGACGUUGUUUCGUUUGACGCAACAUAUUGUACAAAUAGGUAUUCAUUCUAG